Messenger RNA from Carassius carassius (crucian carp), 920 nucleotides. Its product is annotated as adipose-secreted signaling protein-like. Bases 129 to 638 code for a protein of 169 amino acids. The record is from RefSeq and is a predicted model, not a curated record. Lineage: Eukaryota; Metazoa; Chordata; Actinopteri; Cypriniformes; Cyprinidae. The transcript is spliced from 6 exons.
CGCGUCCUGGAAUCUCCAGCAGUAGAAGCCCAUUAUCAAUGAGAAGAGGAUUGUUUUGAGGUCAGAUGUCAUCUACAAUGAGGCCGUAACAAAAGCUUUACCGGAGUUUGAUCCUGAUUGUUACCAGAAUGGCCACUGCUAAGAAAGCGUCGUCUAAGACGGGGGGUGUUCGCUUUGCUGAGGAACCCGCUGCAGCCGCCGCUCACUCUCAUGUGCAUUUUGACGAAAAACUGCACGACUCCGUUGUCAUGGUGAUCCCCGAGUCGAACAGGAACUUCCUGGUGAAGGUGGGCUUCCUGAUAACACAGCACCGAUAUGAGAUCGUGUUCACACUGCCUGAGAUGCCAGAGCUCGGGAAAGAUGUGUGUCCAGCCCCCAUCCCCAAUUCUCACCUCCAUAUCACUAACAUAACACCGUCCUCAGAUGGAGGUCUGAGGGUGACUUGUGAAUAUAUGGCCCAUCAGGAGGGAGUGAUGUGUGAGGAGGUGCAGAUUCUUAGCGAGAGCAAAGCGGACGCAAGUGUGAAAGUCAAAGUUCAUGCUCGUGUCAUGGACCGUCAUCACGGGACUCCGAUGCUGCUGGAAGGCGUGCGCUGCAUAGGAGCAGAACUCGAGUAUGACUCUGAGCAAAGCGACUAGCAAGGCUUCGACUGAGCGCCUGAACCUCACAGACUUCCCAAUCAGUGCCAUAUAUCUUGUGUCGGCGGCGACAGAAUAUUCCAGACUUCUGUGAUCAGUGUCACUGCUUUCUGCUCGCAGCGUUUGGAAACAAACUGUGGUUACUAGCUUGUUUGUAGUGUUACAAUGGAAUGCAGGAAUGAUCUAUCGUUUACUGUAGCUCUCUGUGAUUUGUCGUUUUUCAGGUUUGGAUUAAAAAAAAAAAAAAAAAACAGUGUGUGUUUGCUCUAACUGAAUUCCAGU